Messenger RNA from Procambarus clarkii (red swamp crayfish), 3038 nucleotides. The record is from RefSeq and is a predicted model, not a curated record. NCBI's taxonomy places the organism in Eukaryota, Metazoa, Arthropoda, Malacostraca, Decapoda, Cambaridae.
UGUUCAACCUGGCGCCUCUCAAUGAACAGAUCAGCUGUUUCUUAUUUUGAAAAGUCUUGGGAUUGUAGGUGUGAGCGAAGCUGUCUCCUGCCAUCUACUGAUAAUUUGUUCCAAUAUUUAGCAUAUAUAUAUCUAUAUAUUAGCUUAUAACCUUGAAUUUGUGUGUGACCUGCAGCAAUGGGAGAGCAUCACCGACCAUUCAUGGAAAAUCAAGUGAAUGAAGAGGCCAGCGCAAGUUUAGAAGGUGGACAAUAUACAGCUGACUGGUUUGUAUGUGGAUUGUGUGGAUUGAAAAUUUGUGAUAUUGAGAGUUACGUGUCACAUAUGGUGCUUAAGGAGCAAUGUGUUCUGCAUUUGUGUCCUUCAUCUUCUAUCAGGGAUCUUCUUUUGCCAAGAUUUUCAAAGAAGAGAGCAGAAAUAGAAGAAGCAGACAUUAAACAUGUUAAAGAUCUCGUCCCUAUUAUGUAUAAGGAAACUUGUGAUUUGAAUGAAACCGAUGUUAAGUUAGCUGUGCAAGCAUCAGAAAUUGAAACUGGCAGUGAAACAAGAUGGAAAUGCCAACUUUGUGGUCUUACAUUUUCUAGACAAGCAGCCAUCUUCAACCAUUUUAAGCUCCAGCAUACAGCACCCAGCAUAAUGAGAGAGGAAUCAUCUGUCAGUGAGAGAGAUAUACAGGAUGUGCAAGUAAAAAAAGAAAUACCCAUGGACUCCAAGGCGCCCAUUAAACACAUCGUUGCUGUAAAGUCAAAAAGUCAUCAUAAACAUCUACAUAAUGAUAUUGAAUGCCCAAGUAAAACAUGGAAUAAGCUUGUCUGCCACUUAUGUGGUCAGACAUUUAAAACAGGGAAAAUACUACGGACACACAUCGCAGUCGUACACAGCCAAGGGCGACCUUUCCAUUGCACGUAUGGAGGAUGCACCCAGUCAUUUAAGACAAAAGGUUCACUUACUAGGCAUGAGAGGCGACACACAGGUGAGAGACCAUUCACUUGUCAGGAGUGUGGUAGGAGUUUCCGAGAGUCAGGCUCCCUAGCUCGUCACCAACAGUCUCGGGUAUCUUGUGUGAACAAGGAAGAUUCUCAAAUACCUUUGUAUGGGAAGACUCUUCCCCUUAACUCUUCUCAUAUAGAGAAGAAACCCUGUAUGCAGGAUAUAAAGAUGAAUACCAUCUUAAAGCAAGAAGUUUUGGGCAAUGUUUCUGAUGAUGAUCUGCAGAAAGAUUUACCCCUUUGGAAUACAGAAGAAACUAAAAGUGUCUUAAGAAAUGAGAAUAUGGCUACCAAUGUUGAUGGCACUCAUGAAGUAGUGAAACAAGAGGAUACCAUUUCCCAUCAACUACACCAUAGCAGCUUACCAGAUAACUCAAAUACUCUGGUUCCUUGCAAGAUUGAGAUGCCUCUUAUUCCUACCCCCCUAAUUGAGGAGAAGCACCUUCUUGUAUACGCAAAUAAAAAUAUGGGCACUGAAGAUCUUGGAGACAUCAAACCCCCUCAUUUGACCUCAGAUAUUAUAAGAAAAUCUUUUACUUGCCCUGUUUGCUGUCAGAAUUACUGUAGAAGAUCAACCCUUGCAUCACACUUGAAAUUACAUCUUGAUGAACUUGGAGAAAAGUGCAAUGAAUGUGGAAAAUCAUUUGCCACACAACAAGCACUCUCUCGACAUUUGUCCUCCCACUCCUCUGUACGUCAGUUUGUAUGUCAGCUGUGCAAAAAAGCAUUCAAACUUCUGAAUCAUGCAAGAAGUCAUCUUCGGACACAUACUACCACCAAGACUAUACCAUGCAGAUACUGCAAUAAUUUAUAUAAGACUAAAAGUGCUAGAAAUAUGCAUGAAAGAACUCAUAAUGGUGUUAAAACUUUCAUAUGCAUAGAAUGUCGGAAAGCAUUUGUAACUAAAGCUUCUCUGAUACGUCACUUAAGAAUUCACACUGGCGAAGCUCCUUUCCAUUGCCAGUAUUGUGGUCGUUGCUUCAAAGAACAUGGCACUCUAAGCAGACAUUUGAAACACAAAAUGCCAUGUGCCCAACAAGCCUCUAUGGAAGCAAAAACUGGUGAUGUCGGGAUUCGUCUUGUUAAAGAGACAAAGAAUCAGAAAAUAGCCGAAAUUGAAAUUAAUGAUAAGCAUCCAAAAUGUAAUCAAGAAAUUAGUCGUGAUCAGAAGAAUAAUAAGAUCUCAACAGGUUGCACAGCAUUCUGGCUGUCUAUUGUGUCCCAUGUUUACCAGGUAGUUCUGAGCAGUUUGUGGCUCAUUUCCCCUGGAUCUUCACAGUGCCUAUUGGCAUGUUCCCAUCCACCUUGGAUUCUGGAAUUGGCUGGAGUUAAGUGUCUCUCUUUUAUCGCCGUCAGUCCCUGGCAAUCAUCCCUUUGCUGCUUGUGAAGGGGGCCCAGAUUCUGGUCCUGAUUUCCAGUAGGCAUUUGUGGGUCCCUAGAGGUCUAGUGCAUUACCCCAAGGUUUUCAUACUUCAAGAUUAUUGAUUUGUUGAGCUGAGAGGCAUUUUAUAACAUUUAACACUGGAUUUUUCUCAAUUUGGGAUUCCCACGUUCCCCUAACUUUGUUGAGAGAAUAGAUUUUGAUCCUGGCUGCCAGUAGGCUCAAUUGAGUAUCAUAGGCAUCUUAAUUCAUUUGCUUUAGGGAGUUACUGAGUGGUUGCAAUAGGAAAGGGAAACUUAUUACAUUCAACACUUGAUUUUUGCAAACAAUGGGAAAUGGAUUGAAUAAUUUAAAUGAGAGGUCAAUACAGUACAGUAUGUGCCAAAUUAAUUGGAAACUGUAAUAGAUUUUAGUAAAGACAGGACACCACUUGGUAAUACACUUGGUUAAAUGAGAGGUUAGUACAGUACAGUAUAUGUCAAAUUAAUUGGAAACUGUAAUAGUAUUAUGUAAUAGAUUUUAGUAAAGACAGGACACCACUAACUAAGAGAAUACACUUGGUAAUACACUUGGUUAGGGAGCCGGUCGGCCAAGCGGACAGCACGCUGGACUUGUGAUGCUGUGGUCCCGGGUUCGAUCCCGGGCGCCGGCGAGAAACAAUGGGCAGA